AUGGACCAGUCCACGGGAUUCAUGCCUUUGGUCUGCGAGUCAGCUAGCGAAAGCAGUGAAGAUGAUCAGGCAGGCCCGUGCUUAGCCCCUGGCGCCGCUUGUUCUUGCGUGGAAGGUGACCUUUCACAUGAUGACAUGAGAAAGCUAGCUGCCAAGUUCGAGCACGAGUGUCUCACAAAAGAUGGCUUGUUCCCGAAGUAUGACAGGCGGGAAUACAAGGACGACAAGCUUGCAAAGCAGGAUUCUGUAGACUGCUCCAGGGCCAUCAAGGUUUAUGUGGACAUGAGACCGCAGGAGUUAAAACGAAUUGAUGACGAGAACGAGCAAUUCGGCCUCGUUUUUGUCCUGAAGCUUUGGUGGCGCGACCCGAGAUUAAAGAACUUCAAGGCCCAACUCUGCAUCGAGAAAGAAGCACCGAAUACAGCUCCAUUUCUUGAAGAGAUCGACGUGGUGGUGCGGGAACUUCAUGAAGAUGGCACCUUGGUGUUUGAAGAUUUCCAGAAGCUCGGCUCUCGGCAGACUCGCAAGAAGCACGAGUAUGUGUCCAUCAGCCCGCCAAAGUGGGAGAACCACUUCUUCCCCAAGCACACGUUUAUCAAUCAGGUGGACGCUGAAGCACAGGGGGGCAUCCACAUCGCGGAACGACAACUGCUAUGGUGCAAUGAGGCUGGUGGCGUUGUGGAGUACAAGGCGAAGUACGACAGGGUUUUUGAAGAGACCUUGGAACUCAAGGAAUUUCCCAUGGACCGCCAGCUGUGUCGAGUGAAGCUGACAGCAGAGUCACCGGUAAGCGAUUUUCAGUUCAUUGCAAUCGACACCUGCCGGCGUCUAUCAAAAGUCACGGAUAUGUGGGAGACAAGCAAAGAGGAAGACCAUCCUGAGUGCAUUGUUUAUGUCCGACAUGUGGACCGCAUUCUCCCCAGCAGCAACAUGAUCCAACGGUCGCUGGUCAAUAUGGUUCUGCAUGUGCGGCGCAAGCCGGACUUCUUUUACCACAGCGUGUGGCUGAUGGUUGCACUCAUCAACGGCAUUAGCCUCUGCUCCUUUGCCAUUCGUCCAAGCCACCACUCUGGCCGUUUAAGUUACCUGAGUACAUGCUUCUUGGCGGUCCUUGCGUACCGCUACAUCAUCAACGACUCUCUACCCAAGAAGUCGUAUACCACGUACGCGGACCAGUACAUCAUCUCUGCCUGCGCGUUUCAAGCUGUGCUGUGUUUGUGGUCUAGCAUCCUCAUGUUUUGCUGGCGUGUUUCAGAGGAUCAAGAUGAGCACUUGGACCCCGACACGCGUGGAAGGAUUGUAGCGGCUGAUGUCGCCGCCCUAGGCCUUGCCACGUUUGCGUUCAUUCUUUUGAACUGCCAGCUCCUGUCUUGGUGGAGGAUCGCGAGGUUCCAUAGCUGGCAGGAAGUAUACGAAAGAACCACCAACAAAGAGCCGUACUUUCCGGUCGACGAGUGCAAGAGCUGUGGGGGCACCUUCCUGAGCCAGCAACACUGCCAUGCAGACCCUAACAAGCGUUGUCAGAACUCGGACUGCAAGCAGCAGAAUAUCCAUACACACUACCUCACACCAAAGAACGUCCCUGAGGACAUGAGAAGCGCCCUCCUGCCUUCGCUUAAGGAUCGUUUGAAGAGACAUGGGCCUGCCGACGAAGUCGAAGAAUAUCUGGCAGCCCACGCUUGA
Symbiodinium natans is the source of this 1683-nucleotide messenger RNA. Lineage: Eukaryota; Dinophyceae; Suessiales; Symbiodiniaceae. The record is from the annotation of a GenBank genome assembly.